AUUCAAGCGGCAGCCUCGACUGCAUUAACUUCUUUUCGCACUACAAAAUCUCCGCUUUCCUUCGGUACUUGUGUUGUGCUAUUGAAAGAUGGAUAGUGAAUACGAAAUGACAUCCGAAAUUCAAAACUUUUACAGAAAUAAAACAGUUUUUAUUACUGGCGGCAGCGGAUUUUUGGGGAAAGUGGUAAUUGAGAAGCUGCUGCGAGCGACAGAUGUCAAACGCAUCUAUGUGCUAAUCAGAGCCAAGAGGGGAGAGGGUAUACUGCAACGGCUGGCAAAAUGGAAGGACGAAGGCGUUUUCGCCUUGCUGCUCAAAUCGAAGCCCAGUUGCUGGGCUCGCAUAGUGCCCAUUGCCGGUGAUUGCCAGCAGGCGGACUUGGGUCUGAGUGAGGCGGAUCGCCAGUUGCUGAUGGAGGAGGUGCAGGUGGUGGUGCACAGCGCGGCAACAGUGCGCUUUAUGGAGCCGCUGCAUGUGGCCCUGGACAUCAACACGCGCACCACUCGCCUCAUGCUGCAGCUGGCCAAGCAGAUGAAACGUUUGGAGACAUUUGUGCAUAUAUCGACGGCAUACUCUAACUGUGUCAUCAAGCGCAUUGGCGAAUGCUACUAUCCGGAGCACCUGACCUGCAGCGUAGGCACAAUUCUGGCGCUGAGAGAGCGGCUCAGCGAUGAGCUGAUCGACGGCAUGGCGCCAGUUCUGUCGGGCAAGUUUCCCAAUACAUACACCUACACAAAGGCCCUGGCGGAGCAGCUGGUCCAGACGGAAGCUGCUGGUCUGCCCAUAUGCAUUGUUCGGCCGGGCAUUAUUAUUGGCAGCUAUAAGGAGCCCGUCUCUGGCUGGGUUGACAAUCUCUAUGGUCCCAUUUCCAUAUUCCUUGGCACGGCAAUCGGAGUUUUGAGAAUUAUCUGUCUCAACCUCCAGACACACGCCCACUUGGUGCCUGUGGACUACUGCUCCAACCUGAUCUUGGCCUGCGCUUGGCAGACAGCCAAAGACACUGCCGCACGCCUCCAGGAACCAAUUGCCGCAGCUGCCUCGACUACUGAGCAAUGCCCGCCGACCAUCUACAACUACGUGCCUAGUGAGAGCAACAUGCUCAGCUGGGGUAGCAUCAAAUCGAAAGCGGAAAGCCUUGGUUAUGUCUACCCUCUGAGCAGAAUGAUAUGGCUGCCCUUUUUGCAUACCACGACCACGCCUUGGCUGUUCAAGUUGGCCGCCUUCUUCUACCACAUUCUGCCCGGCUACUGCAUUGACGUGGUGCUGCGCUUGAGAGGCCGCACCCCUCGCAUGCUUAAGCUCUACGAGAAGAUACAUAAGAAUGUGGAGACCCUGUUCCCGUUCACCAACUCCAACUGGUAUUUCGAGUCGCACAAUACUCAGAAGCUGUGGCAACGCCUCUCCCCAGAAGACCAACAGCUCUUUCACUUCGAUAUGAACACCAUGGACUGGGAUGAUUAUUUGUAUAUAGCUAUUGCCGGCAUGCGCAUCUUUGUUGCCAAGGAGGAGCCUGAGUCAGUGGAGCGCGGCAAAAAAAAAUUGAAACGAUUUUAUAUACUCCAUCGGGCGCUGCAGUUCAUCGUUUGCAGUGGAGCUGCAGCCAUAUUGUGGUCGCUGCUUAAAUUUGUAUUCUAGAUUUUAGGCUUUUGUACAUGUGUAGAUCUAAUUCAAUAAAUACAUAGA
Molecule: messenger RNA, 1681 nt
Organism: Drosophila arizonae
Lineage: Eukaryota; Metazoa; Arthropoda; Insecta; Diptera; Drosophilidae
Product: fatty acyl-CoA reductase wat-like
Biological process (GO): long-chain fatty-acyl-CoA metabolic process
Cellular component (GO): peroxisome
Molecular function (GO): alcohol-forming very long-chain fatty acyl-CoA reductase (NADP+) activity
Source: RefSeq, a predicted model, not a curated record